Molecule: messenger RNA, 969 nt
Organism: Oldenlandia corymbosa var. corymbosa
Lineage: Eukaryota; Viridiplantae; Streptophyta; Magnoliopsida; Gentianales; Rubiaceae
Source: the annotation of a GenBank genome assembly
AUGGUUCUUGCAAAAGGAACAUCCACAACAAAAAAGGGUUCUGAUCAAUACGUGCAUGGAAUGUCAUGCAUAUCCAUGAUCGAUCCAGUUCAGCCAGAGAUUGGCAAUGGAAAUGAUCAAAGUGAUGGGAGAUUUAUGGCUUGGAGAUCAGUGGCUGCAGAAAAGGAAAAAAAGGAAGAAGACGAAGAAGAUCAGUCAUCAUAUUCAAAGGUGGAGGCAGCUGUGGCAUUAUUGAAGAAUAAUAACAACAUUAAUAAUACUUGCAGUUCUUCAUCAACAUCUUCUAUUGGGAAGGAUAGUGACAUUAAUUCAGGCUGCUUGUCAAGGGGUAAUAAUGAUUGUGGGGAUGCUGAUGAGGUUCAAAGCUCUUACAAAGGCCCCUUGGACGCCAUGGAAGGUUUGGAGGAAGUUUUGCCUAUGAGAAGGGGUAUCUCAAACUUCUACAACGGCAAAUCAAAGUCAUUUGCAUGUCUAACAGAUGCUUCACCAAAUAUUUCAUCCAUCAAAGAACUUGCAAAGCCAGAAAAUGCCUACAUCAGAAGGAGAAGAAACCUGCUUGCUUCUUCCAAUCUCGUUUGGGACAGCAAGAACAAAAAUUCCCUUCUGAAAAGUAAUAGCGCCGGAAUCUCCAAGAGGGUUACCAACACAAACCGUUCAACUCUGGCUCUUGCUGUCACCAUGGCAAACAAUCAGUACCAUAAUAACUUCUUCAGUCAUCCCUACUCGACUUCUGCCAUUUCAGAUUUAUCCCCAGCUUUGCUGCUAAGAGCCCGACUCCAUUCUCAAUUCAAAGACAAUCAUCAAUUCAAUGGAUCAUCACCAUCCUUGUCUCCAAGAUUGAAUUUCCAACCAUGUAGAUCACUCUCCCUGGCAGAUUUACAACAUUGUGUUACACUAUCGGCCAUUGCUUGUACAGCUCCGCAGACUGAUAAACCCAGUCAGACAGAUACAGAUCCAUCUCAAACAUAG